UCCACCUCCACCUCCACCUCCACCACCUCAUCUGGGACAGAGGCGCCGCCGGCUAUAUAACAUGGAUGCAAAGGAGAGUCCUUAACUACGGGAAACCGGUCCGGUCUCACUUGACGGUUCUUGCACGGGGAAGCCACGUCGCGGCCAUGGCAGCGCAUCGGACCGUCGGAGGUUCCCUGAGGGGCUUCGGCUCCGCACCUCUCCUGGCUCUCACGGUGGGCAGCGUUUUGUUUGCACAGAUGCAGGAAACCGCUGCUUUCCCACCCCGGAGACUGAAGGAAGAAGCUCACACCAACACGCUGCUCUUCGGGAUCCGCAGAGAAGGCUGCUCGCAGGCGCGCCCCCUCGCGAGGAACAAGCGCUACGCCCUGACCCCCGAGCUCCUCAAAUGGGACAAGUUCAAGCUCACAUACAAGUUGCUCUCCUUCCCGUCCAACUUCAUUAACGCGAGUGACACGCGCAAAGGCAUCGCCAAGGCGUUCGGCAUGUGGAGUGACGUGUCGCCCUUCAGCUUCAAGGAGGUGCCGGCCGACCGGGAGGCGGACAUCAAGAUAGGCUUCUACCCUGCCAACCAUACGGACUGCCUGGUGUCCAGGGUGCAUCACUGCUUCGACGGCACCACCGGAGAGCUGGCCCACGCUUUCUUCCCUCAGACGGGCGAGAUUCACUUCGACGACGAUGAAUAUUGGAUUCUGGGAAACAUGCGCUACAGCUGGAAGAAAUGGGUUUGGCUGACGGAUCUGGUCCACGUGGCAGCUCACGAGAUCGGGCACGCUCUGGGACUCAUGCACUCCCUGGACCCCAAAGCCAUCAUGCACCUGAACGCAACUCUGACGGGGCGCAAGCUGAUAACGCAGGAUGACGUGUGGGGCGUGUACCGACUCUACGGAUGUGUGGACCGGUUAUUUAUCUGUCCGACGUGGGCCCAGAAAGGCUAUUGCGACAGCAAGCGCAAGCUCAUGCAGAAGCACUGCCCCUCCAGCUGUGACUUCUGCUACGAAUUCCCCUUCCCCACCGUGGCCCCUACCGUGCUACCCCCACGGACUAAACACAAGCUGGUGACUGAAGGCAAGACACUGACUUUCCGCUGCGGUAAAAAGAUUGCAUCCAAGAGAGGCAAAGUAUACUGGUAUAAAGACGGGGAGAUGCUGGAGUUCUCCCACCCGGGCUACAUCUCCCUGAACGACGACCACAUGACAAUCGUGGCCAAUGCAAUCAACGAGGGCACGUACACGUGCGUGGUGAAGAAACGGGACAAGGUCCUCACCAGCUACACCUGGAGGGUACGUGUGCGCUUCUGAGAGCCGUGCCUGCCCCUGCACCCCGGCUGGAGGAACAGAAUUUCAAACACUCCACUGUCCCCCCCCCCCCAUUGCUUUUUUCUUUUUCUUCUGUGAAUGCAUUUCCACAAUCACAAAUAAAAGCUCCAUGUC
Messenger RNA from Lampris incognitus (smalleye Pacific opah), 1433 nucleotides. It is a transcript of the gene mmp23ba, whose product is annotated as matrix metallopeptidase 23ba. Gene Ontology annotation, molecular function: metalloendopeptidase activity; zinc ion binding. Gene Ontology annotation, biological process: extracellular matrix organization; proteolysis; collagen catabolic process. Lineage: Eukaryota; Metazoa; Chordata; Actinopteri; Lampriformes; Lampridae. The transcript is spliced from 8 exons. The record is from RefSeq and is a predicted model, not a curated record. Gene Ontology annotation, cellular component: extracellular matrix. Bases 66 to 1301 code for a protein of 411 amino acids.